Alternaria metachromatica is the source of this 222-nucleotide messenger RNA. RefSeq lists its product as uncharacterized. Lineage: Eukaryota; Fungi; Ascomycota; Dothideomycetes; Pleosporales; Pleosporaceae. The transcript is spliced from 2 exons. The record is from RefSeq and is a predicted model, not a curated record. Bases 1 to 222 code for a protein of 73 amino acids.
AUGCCUGCUUCGUGGGAAUACGCCCGCGCCAUCCACCUCUGCCGCCGCGAAAUCGCCUUCCUGAAGGCUGCCCGCCGCCGCCACCAUCAGUGCGGGACCUUUACGGUCGACGAGGAUAUCGCGCUCCGGCGCAAGAUUCGCGAGCACCGGCGCGGGCUGGCCGUGUUCAUCCCAGCGUACCGGCUGGCUGUGGCCCUCGAGGCCAAUUUCCAACAGACUUGA